UUGUGCCGGUGCUGGGCCGGGCCGGGCCGGGGACUUGUGCCGGUGUCGGUGCCGAGCCGAGCCGGUGCCGGGUCAAGGGCCGGCGUCGGUGUCGUUGCCGGGCUGGGGACUGGUGCCGGUGCCGGUGCCGGUGCCGUAACCGUAGCGCCAGACGAUGCUGUUCUCCCUGCGCGAGCUCGUGCAGUGGCUCGGCUUCGCCACCUUCGAGAUCUUCCUGCACGGGCUGGCCCUGCUCGCCUUCUCCGUGCUGCUCGUGCUCAAGGUGGACGGCGCGGCCGCCGCGCUCUCCUGGUGGAUCGUGUUCGUGCCCUUCUUCGCCGCCGACGGGCUCAGCACCUACUUCACCACCAUCGUGUCCGUGCGGCUGUUCCAGGACGGGGAGAAGCGCCUGGCGGUGCUGCGGCUCUUCUGGAUCCUCACCAUCCUCAGCCUCAAGUUCGUGUUCGAGAUGCUGCUGUGCCAGAAGCUGGUGGAGCACACGCGGGAGCUCUGGUACGGGCUCAUCAUGUCGCCCGUCUUCAUCCUGCUCCAGCUGCUCAUGAUCCGGGCCUGCCGCGUGAACUGAGCCCGGCCCGGGGGACGUGCCCGGAGCCGCUCCCCUCGCUGUCCCCUGCGGAGGGGAAGGUGACAGGCCGGGACAGGGCAGUGCCCCGCUCGCGGCCGUGUUGCGGAGCAGAGCAUCACGUUUCUCCAAAAGCUGCACAUCCCUGUUUGUGCUCCCUCAGCCCCUGCCUUGUCCUGUCCCGCGAGCGCGGCUGGGCGUGACAGUUAUUUUAUUUUAGAAUAAAAAUGCGUUGAAGGAU
Molecule: messenger RNA, 803 nt
Organism: Pyrgilauda ruficollis (rufous-necked snowfinch)
Lineage: Eukaryota; Metazoa; Chordata; Aves; Passeriformes; Passeridae
Gene: TMEM203
Product: transmembrane protein 203
Exons: 1
Coding region: 155-565 (136 amino acids)
Biological process (GO): intracellular calcium ion homeostasis
Cellular component (GO): endoplasmic reticulum
Source: RefSeq, a predicted model, not a curated record